AUGUUGCCUUUGGCCAAUCACAAAAUCAAGCAAACCAUCAAACCAAACCAAGCCAAGCAUGGCCUUCAAUAAUGCAGUUUCUUUAACCAGCUCUAUGCUAGUAGUGAUCUUCUCUUCAGUCUUGCUGAGUUCUUGUUACUUUGAUAUUUCAGAGGCUGGUGAUGAGCCACCUAUAGUGAAGGGACUAUCAUGGACAUUCUAUGAAUCAAGCUGUCCUAAAUUGGAAUCCGUUAUCAGAAAACAGCUCAAGAAGGUCUUCAAAGAUGAUAUUGGCCAAGCUGCUGGCUUGCUUCGCCUUCACUUCCAUGACUGCUUUGUUCAGGGAUGUGAUGGUUCAGUACUGCUCGAUGGAUCAGCUAGUGGGCCAAGCGAGCAAGAGGCACCUCCAAACCUGAGUCUGAGAGCGGAGGCAUUCGAGAUCAUCAAUGACCUGCGUCGACGCGUUCACAAGAAGUGCGGGAGGAUUGUCUCCUGUGCCGACAUCACUGCACUUGCCGCUCGCGAUGCUGUUUUUCUGUCAGGUGGCCCUGACUAUGAUGUCCCAUUGGGAAGGCGAGACGGACUCACCUUCGCAACAACAAACGUAACACUGGCCAACCUCCCCGCACCAUCAUCAAACACCACCACCCUCCUCUCCUCUCUUGCGACAAAAAAAUUCGAUGCCACCGACGUCGUGGCACUCUCGGGUGGUCACACCAUCGGUAUCAGCCACUGCUCCUCCUUCACCGACCGCCUCUACCCUCAAGACACAAACAUGGACAAAACAUUUGCCAACAACCUCAAAGUCACAUGUCCAGCACUAGAUACUGACAACACUACAGUUUUGGAUAUUCGGAGUCCCAACAAAUUUGAUAACAAGUACUAUGUUGAUCUCAUGAAUCGGCAGGGGCUGUUUACCUCGGACCAAGAUUUGUACACAGAUAAAAGGACUCGGGACAUUGUGAAGAGCUUUGCUGUGAAUGAGACUCUGUUUUUUGAGAAGUUUGUGUUGUCGAUGACAAAGAUGGGCCAGUUGACAGUGUUGACGGGGACGGAAGGGGAGAUUCGGGCGAAUUGUUCUGUGAGGAAUUCAGAUAAUUCAUACCUGGCAUCUGUGGUGGGACGGGAACAAGAAGUGGUGACCUUGUCUGGAUUUUGAGAGUGGCUUGUGACUAGUGACUUGUGUUUGUGCUUGUUAGUGUGUUCUGUUCCUGUGUUUAGUGUAAGAUCACUUUUGAAAUAAAAUAGCAGGUUUUGUUGUGAA
Camellia sinensis is the source of this 1243-nucleotide messenger RNA. Its product is annotated as peroxidase 12. Gene Ontology annotation, molecular function: heme binding; peroxidase activity. The record is from RefSeq and is a predicted model, not a curated record. Lineage: Eukaryota; Viridiplantae; Streptophyta; Magnoliopsida; Ericales; Theaceae. Gene Ontology annotation, biological process: hydrogen peroxide catabolic process; response to oxidative stress.